Nicotiana attenuata is the source of this 690-nucleotide messenger RNA. RefSeq lists its product as uncharacterized. The coding region runs from base 1 to 690 and encodes 229 amino acids. The transcript has 2 exons. The record is from RefSeq and is a predicted model, not a curated record. Lineage: Eukaryota; Viridiplantae; Streptophyta; Magnoliopsida; Solanales; Solanaceae.
AUGAAGCGGGAGAAACUUGACAAAUAUUUUAGGGGAUUCUUGGAGAUGCUCAAGCAACUUUAUGUGAAUAUUCCCUUCACAGAGGUACUCACUCAAAUUCCUGCAUAUGCAAAACUUUUUAAGGAAAUCCUAUCGAGCAAUAAAAAACUGGAGGAGACAACAGUGGUCAAGCUGAAUGCCCACUGCUGUGCCAUAUUGCACAACAAAAUUCCCCAAAAGUGUGGGGACCCAGGAAGCUUCACCAUACCAUACUCGUUGGGGAGUGAGAGAUUCGACAAGGCCCUCUAUGACUGGAAACUGGAAGGUGAUCUUGGAGUGAUCAAAUCUAUACCAUUGUCCCUACAACUAACUGACCAAAAAACCAUUUUGCCUGAGGGAAUCAUUGAGGAUAUUCUAUCACGGGUGGACAAGUCUGUGUUCCCCGUAGACUUUAUUGUGGUGGAUAUGGAGGUGCACAAGGAUGUGCCUCUAAUUCUAGGGAGGCCAUUUUUAUGUACAGGCAGAGCUAUCCUUGAUAUCUAUGAGGGGAUGCUCAUGCUCAGAGUGGGCAAUGAAAAAGUGGUGUUCCAAAUGAAGAGGAUGAUGAAAUACCCCAAUGAUGUGGUGUCUGCCUACUCGUGCUUCAAGUUAGAUGUUGUUGGAGAAUUGGAUGAAAAUUACAUGUUUGACAAGCUUGUGGGGAUACUCUAG